Molecule: messenger RNA, 1416 nt
Organism: Cucurbitaria berberidis CBS 394.84
Lineage: Eukaryota; Fungi; Ascomycota; Dothideomycetes; Pleosporales; Cucurbitariaceae
Product: t-SNARE
Exons: 2
Coding region: 143-958 (271 amino acids)
Biological process (GO): Golgi to vacuole transport; vesicle fusion; intracellular protein transport
Cellular component (GO): endomembrane system; membrane; SNARE complex
Molecular function (GO): SNAP receptor activity; SNARE binding
Source: RefSeq, a predicted model, not a curated record
ACCGCCAACCUCCAGGUAGCGAUUGAUUCACCAUCCACCUCACAAUCCUGGACUACCACAAACCUGCACGAGUCGCCUAGCUUAGAGGUGAAUAGCACCAUCCGAAUACCAGCCAAGGACCUGAUUGCCCUUAUCCAGCGCUAUGUCUUUCCAGCGUUCGAGUGCCCUUGAGGCGCAGCCAACGACCUUCCGAAGAGAGGACGACCCGCAAUACGCUGACGACCCGGAGUUUCGCGACUUCGCCAGCAAGCUCUCUGACGACCUCUUCGCUCUCACACGAAAUGUUGCCCGCCUAUCGCAGGAAGUCACCAAGCUCGGGACCAAGCACGAGACCGCGCGUGUGAGGGAGCGCGUGAAGACGACGGCGGAAGAGACGUCGGACAAGUUCAAGGAGAUAGGCGAGGGGCUGAAGAAGAUCACCACAUGGCCUGAUGUUGGGCCCUCACAAAAGUUCACGCAGUCGAAGUUGAGCCGCGAGUUCAAGGCCUCGCUCACAGAGUUCCAACAACUACAAAAACAGGCCCUCGAGAAGGAAAAGGCCUCGGCGCAAGCCGCCCGCGUUGCCCUGCAAGACGUAACAUCGCCCAGCGAAGAGCGCGGAGGAGACUUUGCGCAGCAACAGGAACAGGAACAGCUACGGUUAGCCAACCAAGACGACGUCGAUUUCCAGGAAUCCCUCAUCAUCGAGCGCGAGUCCGAGAUUCGCAACAUCGAACAGUCCGUCGGCGAGCUCAAUGAGCUGUUUAGAGAUGUGGCGCAUAUGGUGCACGAGCAGGGUGGGCAACUCGAUAUCAUUGAAGAGAACGUCGAGGUCACACACGAUGCAUCGAGGGGUGCGCAUGUGAAUUUGAAACAAGCCAGCAAUUACCAGAAAAGCGCGCGGAGCAAGGCCUGUAUUUUGCUGCUUAUCCUGGCGAUUGUCCUGGUAAUCAUUUUUCUUGCGGUCUUUCUCGAUUAAGUUGUGCUGAUUCCGCAAGGGCAUCGUCAUUUUGUCUGUUUCGUAGGCGUUUGCAUUUGUCCUUUGUUAUACCAUGGCGCGAAGCGCUUCGUUAAGAAUUUACAGUUACAGCAUGUGUAGUUCAUGAGACACUCAUUUCCUAGGUCUAUAAUCUUAUCCUAUCUUCCCAUUUCUAGAUCUCUUUAUAUUUAAUUAACUCCCCUUCCCUUCUUUUUUGUUCCUCUAUAGUCCACUAAUUAGGUAGUAGUGCACUUAUUAUGGGACAUCCUCAGUUAUAAGAAGUGUUUACCAAACCUAGUGUACUUAGCUAUCAUUACAAAACGCUGCGAUAAUGUAACUUCGGUAGUAUAUAUAUUCUAGGCUGCAGCGGUCCGCAGUUUGAGGCUGAAUCGCAUGCACUGCCCCACCACUACAUCAACUCACAAGGUACGCUCAACGAUCAAUAAGUAAUGGACUAC